Molecule: messenger RNA, 1156 nt
Organism: Hevea brasiliensis (rubber tree)
Lineage: Eukaryota; Viridiplantae; Streptophyta; Magnoliopsida; Malpighiales; Euphorbiaceae
Product: protein NDR1
Exons: 2
Coding region: 336-968 (210 amino acids)
Biological process (GO): defense response to other organism
Source: RefSeq, a predicted model, not a curated record
AUGGGUACUUGUUGCCCUGGUCUACAUCCUUACGUCAUUGGUCUGUGUAGUCAAACAGCUGCGUUUCCUCACCAAAGUAAAUUACCAUUGGCCAGAAUGGAAAGCCGAGGCACAACCACCUGUAGCUUUAUCCUUACCCACAAAAGCAUGAAAAUGAAGAUACAAAACCAAGGACACUCGAGUAGUCUUCGUCGUCGUCUUCUUUCUUUUAUAAAAGGGAACGGAGCAGGGAAACAGCUUAGGUCUCAGCAACCAAUCUAAAUUCUAAUCCUGCAUACGCUUGAUCUUCUUCGCUUUCUCUGAUUAGAAUCUUUUAAGGGAUCCACCGGAAAACCAUGCCGGAUUCCGGUGGUGGUUGCUGCAGGUGCUGUUGCAGCUUCAUAUUCACUCUAGGCCUAACAGCUCUGUUCAUGUGGCUAAGCCUGCGUACCUCGAGCCCCAAAUGUUUACUCCAACGAAUUUACAUUCCAGCACUUGACAAGACCCUAAAUCCUCCAGGAAACACCACUCUUUUCUUUGAGCUCAGACUGGAGAACACCAACAAAGACAAGGGAGUCUACUACGAUCCAGUAAACGUAACAUUUUUUGACAACCCAAACAGGAAUCACUCUAUAGGGAAUUUCACCAUCGUAAAGUUUUAUCAAGGGCAUAAGAAGAAGGCAACGAAGGGCGGUGAUUUUAACGCCAGUGGACUUGACUUGGCAGCGGUUUCGCGGGAGAUUUCUAAUGGGUCAGCGAUUUUCCAGGUGGAUAUGGAGACUUCGGUGAGGUACAAGAUUAUGGCAUGGAAGACAAAGAGGCAUAGGAUCAUGGUGGGAGCCCGUGUGAAUAUCAGCGAUCAAGGAACUCAAGUCAAUCCCAAGAAGCGUAUAAAGCUGGGUUCAAGUGCAGAAAUGAUUGGGAGUUCUUACGGGAAAACAAUUGGGAGUUUGUCACUUUUUUUUUUCUUAAUUUAUGGUGAGUUUUAAUUAUUUUUUUUCUUUUCUGGAAUUUCCAAAAUUCGAGAUGCUUAUUAUUAUUAUUAUUAUUUCCUUGUGGGUAUAUUUGAAAAAUGCUGUUGUUAUUAACUGAUUGUUAGAGCAAAUUACAAAGGAAAAUUAGGAGUUUAUGGAGUUGAAAUUGGUAAAAAUGUGUUUAAGCAUUGCAUUUUAUUGAA